AUGGGAGCUAGUGGAAGUGGUAAAUCGACAGUGGUCGCAUUGUUGCAACGUUUCUAUGAUCCAACAGAAGGAGUUGUGAGGAUCGAUGGGUUUGACAUAAAGACUCUUCAGUUAAAAUGGAUGAGAGAACAAAUUGGUGUUGUGAGUCAAGACCAUGCUUUGUUUGGGACCUCUAUAAAGGAAAAUAUUAUGUUUGGGAAAGAUAAUGCAUCAAUGGAUGAAGUAAUUUCAGCUGCAAAGGCUGCUAAUGCUGAUGAGUUUAUUACACAACUCCCAGAUGGUUAUGAGACACAGAUAGGUGAUCGUGGGGGACUUUUAUCAGGAGGUCAAAAGCAACGGAUUGCAAUUGCACGUGCCAUUAUUAGAAAUCCUGUGAUAUUACUUUUAGAUGAAGCAACAAGUGCACUAGAUGCAGAAUCUGAAACAUUGAUUCAAGUUUCACUUGAUCAAGUAGCCGCGGGACGAACCACACUGGUGGUUGCGCAUAAGCUUACAACAGUUAGAGGAGCAGAUCUCAUUGCUGUGUUAGAAAAUGGUUCCGUUAAAGAAAUGGGUUCUCAUGAAGACUUGAUGACCAAGAACAACCAUUAUGCAAAACUCAUCAACAUUCAAAGACAAUCCAGCAGCCAAGAACAUCGACAAGAUCUUCAAGAUGGUGUCAAAACUCCUGAGGGAAGACAAUAUUGGUCUACCAAAAACAGUUUCAACAGGCUAAGCAUUAGGUCUACCCCUGAUCUCAUUGCUUCUCCUCUCCACUUUGAAAGCAUUCUCGCAGUAGCACCUGAUGAAAAUCUCUCUUCCACUUCUUUCACUCGACUUCUUCCAUUGGUCUCCCCUGAGUGGAAGUCAUCUCUCCUCGGCUGCAUCUCAGCUGCAACAUUUGGUGCAAUCCAACCCAUUUACGCCUUAAACAUAGGCGGUAUGAUCUCCGCCUUUUUCGCCACAAGCUCACAGCAAAUGCAAGACAGGAUUCGGAUAUACUCCUUAAUCUUUAUCUCCCUCACCUUUAUCUCCAUGAUUCUUAAUCUCAUUCAGCAUUACAGCUUUGCCAAGAUGGGUGAAAGACUAAUGCAAAGACUUCGUUUGAGAAUGCUUGAAAAGAUAUUCACCUUUGAACCGGCCUGGUUUGAUAUGGAAGAAAACUCUAGCGGUGAGCUUUGUUCAAGGCUUAGUAAUGAAGCCUCCACAGUGAAGUCCAUAGUAUCAGACAGAAUCUCCUUGCUUGUCCAGACCAUUUCAGGUGUCCUAAUCGCCAUGGUUAUCGGUCUACUAGUUGCUUGGAAACUCGCGUUGGUCAUGAUAGCUGUGCAGCCUCUCUCUGUCCUUUGCUUCUACACAAAGAAAGUUCUGCUCACCAGCAUUUCACGUAACUACUCCUAUGCGCAGAACCGUAGCUCAAACAUUGCAUCAGAAGCUGUUUACAACCACAAGACUGUUACAUCUUUAGGGUCUACCAAGAAGAUUAUUGAGAUAUUUGAUAAGGCUCAAGAUGAGGCUAGAAGAAAAGGUAAGAAGGCAGCAUGGCUUGCAGGGUUUGGGAUGGGAUCGGCGCAGUGCCUAACGUUCAUGACAUGGGCGUUAGAUUUUUGGUAUGGAGGAGUGUUGGUUCAAAAGGGAGAGAUCUCUGCUGGAGAUGUGUUCAAGACGUUCUUUGUUUUGGUUAGUACUGGUAAGGUUAUUGCGGAAGCAGGAAGCAUGACUUCUGAUCUUGCUAAGGGCUCAGCAGCCAUUUCUUCUGUCUUCAAAAUCCUUGACCGUCCUUCAUCUCAAGACAAUACAAACCAUGGAGCAAAGAUUGAUGCAAUAACCGGUAGAAUAGAGCUAAAGAAUAUUGAUUUCUAUUAUCCAAACCGGCCUAGUAUUCCAGUGCUUCAACAGUUUUCCUUAGACAUCAAGCCUGGGACAAGCAUUGGAUUGGUCGGUACAUCAGGGUGCGGAAAGUCAACAGUGAUCGCUUUGAUCCAACGGUUCUAUGACGUGGAGAAGGGUUGUGUGAAAAUAGACGGCGUAGAUUUGAGAGAAAUAGAUAUAAAAUGGUAUAGAAAACAUACUGCACUAGUGAGCCAAGAGCCAGUGGUUUAUUCAGGAAGUAUCCGAGAGAAUAUUUUGCUUGGACGGCCAGAAGCGGCUGAGGAUGAGGUUGUGGAGGCUGCUAAAGCCGCCAAUGCUCAUGAUUUCAUCUCGGCAAUGGAGAAUGGAUAUGAAACGGAGUGUGGAGAAAGAGGAGUGCAACUAUCAGGUGGUCAAAAACAGAGGCUAGCUAUCGCUAGAGCCUUUCUUAGAAACCCUGUGAUACUUCUACUUGACGAGGUUACGAGUUCCCUAGACUCUGACUCGGAGCAGGCUGUUCAGGAGGCUCUGGCUCAGAUCAUGGCUAGCCGGAAGAUGACAACUGUAGUUGUGGCUCACCGCCUCAACACCCUAAAGAAACUGGACCGCAUAGCGGUAAUCGCCGAUGGAACCGUAGUGGAAACAGGGAGUUACGACCGCUUGAAGAACAUGGGAGGCCAGUUCUCUAGACUUCUCCAUGCUCAUGAUCUCAAAUCUUGA
This is a messenger RNA of Eruca vesicaria subsp. sativa (arugula), 2550 nucleotides long. The record is from the annotation of a GenBank genome assembly. NCBI's taxonomy places the organism in Eukaryota, Viridiplantae, Streptophyta, Magnoliopsida, Brassicales, Brassicaceae.